This is a messenger RNA of Tyto alba (common barn owl), 1791 nucleotides long. RefSeq names its product SLAM family member 9-like. Lineage: Eukaryota; Metazoa; Chordata; Aves; Strigiformes; Tytonidae. The record is from RefSeq and is a predicted model, not a curated record. The transcript has 5 exons. Bases 77 to 1474 code for a protein of 465 amino acids.
AGCACCAAACGCUUGGUGCAACAAGAGAGAGAGAUGGCACUGAACCCCAACGCGUGACACCAGCUGGGGUUCGGUGAUGUCCCCGGGGUGUCCUUGCAUCGCCACUCCCCUGGAAAGGUGCGUUGCUGUAUGUGGGUGGAUUUGCAUGUUCACUCCCUCCGAGCCGGUAGACAGAGCUAGAGAUCAAGGCUUUGAGCUCGCAAUGGGGAUGUCACCCGGUCACCCACGUCCCCCUGUCCCCUGGCUGCUGGCCCCACUCCUGAUAGUGGCAGGAGCUGCAGGUCCCCAGCCCCAGCAGGUGAACGGUGUCCUGGGGGGGUCCGCGCUGCUCUCCCCGGCUCUACCCCCCAACAAGACAGUGAGGGAGAUCGAGUGGAGCUUUUCAACCGGCGCCGGUGCCACCAUCCAAGUGGCAGAGUUUCGGUCCGGCACCUUCGAGCGCCCCGACCCCAAGGACCGGUUCAAGGACCGGCUGGAGAUGCUCAACGAGACGGCGCUGAAGAUCAGGGCCCUGGAGCGGGGUGACAGCGGGGUCUACGGGGCUCGGAUUAAACUGCACCCGGCGCUGGUGGAGGAUCAGAUCUUCAACCUCUCCGUCUACGAGCCGGUGCCAGCACCAGAGAUCCAGCACCGGCUGCUAUCCCUCACCGACCAAGGGUGCAACAUCACCCUGCGGUGCUGGGUGCUGGCCGGCAGCGGUGCUGAGGCCGCCUGGCAGCUCGGCAGCUCCCUGGGGACACUUUGGGGUCACCUUUGCGAAGACAACGGGACACUGUGCCUGGCCGUGCCCGCCAGCGCCUUCGCCUCCAGUUACACCUGCGUGGCCCGAAAUCCCAUCGAGGAGCGGAGCGUCUCCAUCCGCCUCGACACCCUGUGCCGGCAGCAGGGUAAAAAACUGUCCCCCCCGGCACCCGGUGCCACCCGGCCGGCGGGGUCCUGGCACCCACCACGGCUUGUCCCCGCAGAGACGCAUCGCUGGUGGAUGUGGCAGCUGUGCCUGGUGCUGCUGCUGGCCGCGGGUGCCCUGCUCGGCAUCGUCCAGCUGUGGAGGAAGAAGAGGAGGAAGAAAGCAGCCGAGGGAGGUGGGCGCUGCCGGCUCAAGGCUGAAGCGCUCGGCAAAGAGCCGGGAAAGAGGAAACCGGCUUUUUCCUUCGCUGUGGUUCUGCCGGCGCUGCCCGGACCUGGGCGGCUCCAUCCCCCCUUCCCCGCACCCCGGUUCCCCCCGGCACCCCUCCGCUCAUCCCCGCCUGCUCCUCUCACCGUAGCUGCCCUCUCCUUCCUCCCCGGCGAGGAUGCUCCGGUGGAGCCGCGGUACACCAGGAUCCAGAGGAGACCCCCCCCUGGAGACGGAGGAGUGGCAGCGAGACCACCCCACCACCAUUUACAGCCAGGUGCAGGCAAGCGCGGGCAACCAGUCCGAGGUGCUCACCUAGCCCACUGCCACUGCAGGACGGGGACCACCGAGCCCCCGUGAUACCGAGCUGACGGACGGUGCCGUGGGCUGACGGACACUCGUGUGUGUGUGUGUGUCCCCUCCAUGAUGUCUCCAACUGCCCCGUGUCCCCCCACCUCUGUUGUGGCAGCAGAGUAGGAUUUGGGGGGGGGGGGGUGACGGGACAGACAACACACACAGUGGGCAGCGUCCCUGGGGGCUGCCACAUCCCCUUUCCUCAAACCCAAGCGCAGCCCGGCAGGGAUAGGGGUGAAGGAUGGGCUGGAGGGGGGGGCUCCAACCCCCCCCCCCCCCAGCCUUGGCUCACUGGUGACUCCAAUAAAGGCAGGUGAAGAUGA